Messenger RNA from Oikopleura dioica, 960 nucleotides. The record is from the annotation of a GenBank genome assembly. NCBI's taxonomy places the organism in Eukaryota, Metazoa, Chordata, Appendicularia, Copelata, Oikopleuridae.
AUGGUUAUUAAUGACCAGGCUCGUCGAUCGCUCUACGCGGCGAUCUUUUACGGAGUAUGUUCUGGUUCGAUGAACUUUUUGAAUAAGCUCGUCCUUUCUUCCUGGCACUUUCCCUCGCCCAACUUUCUGAUGCUCGCGCAGAUGAUAGUUUUAUCCGUUGGGAUUGAUACGCUCAAGGCUCUUGGAAAGUGCAAAGCUGUUGACUAUACUUGGGCUCAUGGGAGAUCCUGUCUUGUUUUGUCCUUUUUCUUCGCCAUUAAUACGGUUAUCGCGCUGUUCGCGUUGAACGGGAUGAACAUUCCGAUGUACAACGCAAUGCGUCGCUGUGUGCCCAUCGCUAAUUUAUUGCUCGGCGUCGUUUUCUUGCGCGUGCGGCCUUCCCGUGGCAUCACGCUCUCCGUUCUCACCAUUACUGCUGGCACGCUCGUGGCUGCUUUUGGCGAUUUGAAUUUCGACUCGACUGCUUAUACUUUUGGAGUUAUUUCGGUCAUUUCCAAUGCUGCUUAUUUAACAACGCUACAAAAAACGGGCAUGGAGAAGAAUCUUGGUGCAAUUUCCAUCGCCUACAUUAACAGUAUAAACUGUAUGCCCGUCAUGACCUUAGUCUUAUUUAUUACCGGCGAUAUCCCAAAGAUCGUCGCCUAUCCACACUGGUCUUCAUCCUCGUUCAUUUUUUCUUUCCUGGCCGUCAUUUUCUCCGGAUGCAUUUUUACCUACAGCAUGUUCCUCUGUACUACCGUCAACUCAGCGCUAACUACCUCCUGCGUGUCUGUGCUCAAAUCUGCAUUCACCACUUGGAUCGGCAUGUACACCUUCGGAGGGGUCCAACCUACCUUUUUCUUUCUGUUGGGCCAAGUGAUCAACUUUACUGGCGGCUGUAUGUACACCCUGGUGAAGUACCGCAACUCGAGAGCGAAGAAAAUUCUAAGUAGUGAGCAAAAAACGCAAGCAGUACCAUAA